Molecule: messenger RNA, 254 nt
Organism: Coniophora puteana RWD-64-598 SS2
Lineage: Eukaryota; Fungi; Basidiomycota; Agaricomycetes; Boletales; Coniophoraceae
Exons: 1
Source: RefSeq, a predicted model, not a curated record
CAAGCACCACUCGCGCGAGCUUCACGGUUUCUAUUCAACGGAGAGCACGGAUAUGAUGGUCAGCCGAUCGGAGAGGGUCGAGUGCACGUCCCGGGGCAAGGUUCGUUUGCUGGGAUUCAUUACCAUAAUGUGCAUUACGCCGACCUAUCGUCUACCGUUCGCCAGCGAAAACCAUUCACUCGUAUCGUCGACCGCAGUGUAUGCAUCUACUUCGGUCCCAGCCUCUUCUAAUUGGCCUCGUCGCGGGCUUUUCC